GUGACCGCCGCCGUGUCGCAGUUUACUCGCGUUCACGGUGUCAGGCGCUGCCAGCGUAAAUAUACGGAAGAAAUCAUAACGCAAGCGCCAGUUCCAACUACAAACCGCGGGAGUGUACUGUUAGCACAACAAGUGUCGUUUACCAGUUUUCUUCCUCCAGGAGGUGAAAGGUUUGGAUAUUAUGGCCACACUUUCUUCUCAGAUCCGAGGACUUUCGACAGAAGAUGAGAGUGAAUGCAGAAUCCUUAAAGUGAAAGUUAUUGCUGGGAUCGGGUUGGCCAAAAAGGAUAUACUUGGAGCAAGUGAUCCUUACACAAGACUGUCCCUCUAUGAUCCUAUAAGUGGAGAUAUAGCAAGUGUCCAGACUAAAACAAUUAAAAAGUCGUUGGAUCCAAAAUGGAAUGAAGAAUUCUAUUUAAGAGUGCAUCCCAGCAAGCACCGCCUCCUGCUAGAGGUGUUCGAUGAGAACCGCCUGACACGUGAUGACUUUUUGGGACAGGUGGAUGUUCCCCUCAAUCAGAUACCAACAGAAAAUCCUAAUACACAAAGGCCAUACUCAUUCAAGGAUUUUCUGCUUCACCCCAGAAGCCACAAGUCCAGAGUUAGGGGCCAACUGCGACUCAAAAUGACCUAUAUGCCAAAAAACCCAGGUUCCAAUGAGGAAACAACAGAUGCAACUGAUGAUACAGAUCCUGGAUGGGAAUUGCUAGAACCUCAGGACAUGUCAGGUCCCAUGCACUGCCAUCCGGCACCUCCUCUGCCACCUGGCUGGGAGGAACGCCAGGACAACUUGGGAAGAACCUACUACGUCCACCAUGAGAGCAGAACCACACAGUGGCGGCGACCAACUUUACAGGACAUGAACAUGGACACUCAAAGACGACAAAACAGCACUAGGCAGAGGGAGCAGAAUUAUCUCACACGCAGACAGAUCUCAGACCCCGACGAGGCCACUCCACAAGAUGAGGAGUGGGAGGUUUUUCCUGAUAAUGGCUUCAAUUUAUACCAGGGCAACCAGCACACAUCAUCACCACACCAGCUGUCCCAGGAGUUGCUGGCGUUCCAGGACGAGCUAAGAAACAUGCAUAUUACAGGGCCCACAGCCGGCGAACAACACAUCUUUCAGAUAGAUCACGCUAGUAAUACGAGCCAUUCCAUUCACAGAAGAAGUUUUCACACGACAAGGGGACUGGAGCAUCCUGUUAAUACUGUGCUGCUUGCAACCCCUGCGGGGCUGCCUGCAGGAUGGGAGGAAAAGAGGGACAGUAAAGGAAGACGCUACUAUGUUAACCACACUACCCGAACAACCUCAUGGAUACGACCCGCCAUGCAGAAAACAGAUACGACACCACCCACACAGACUGGUUCUAGAACGCCAUCCUUACCGUCUGUGUCCCCUGAGGUGUCUCCACAGCACACUCCAAGCCCAGAGGCUACAUCGGAUUCUGGCUCCAUGCCAGCAGGAUGGGAGGUGCGCAGCGCUCCCAAUGGAAGACCCUUUUUCAUUGACCACAAUACAAAGACUACUACCUGGCAAGAUCCACGGCUAAGAAUUCCUGUUCAGUUUAGGAGGAAACCCUCACUGGACCCAUCUGAUCUUGGCCCAUUACCACCUGGUUGGGAGGAGCGGGUCCACACGGAUGGGAGGAUAUUCUACAUAGAUCACAACACCAAGAAUACACAAUGGGACGAUCCUAGAUUACAAAACUCGGCAAUAACUGGACCAGCGGUGCCUUAUUCCAGAGAUUAUAAACAGAAAUAUGACUAUUUCCGCAAGAAGCUGAAGAAACCGGUCGAUGUCCCAAAUCGCUUUGAGCUGAAGGUGAGGCGAAAUGCAGUGCUGGAGGACUCGUAUCGGCAAAUCCUCCUAGUGAAGCGGGCAGAGUUGUUGAAGGCCCGACUGUGGGUGGAGUUUGAGGGGGAAAAAGGUUUGGACUAUGGAGGCUUGGCCCGGGAGUGGUUCUUCCUCAUGUCCAAGGAGAUGUUUAACCCCUACUAUGGACUCUUUGAAUAUUCUGCCACGGACAACUAUACGCUGCAGAUAAACCCCAACUCAGGUUUAUGUAAUGAGGACCACCUAACCUACUUCAAGUGCAUUGGCCGUGUGGCAGGCAUGGCUGUGUUUCAUGGCAAACUGCUCGAUGCUUUCUUCAUCCGACCUUUCUACAAGAUGAUGCUGCAGAAACCCAUCACCCUCCAGGACAUGGAGUCUGUCGAUAGUGAAUAUUUUAAUUCACUGCAGUGGAUUUUGGAGAAUGACCCGACUGACCUGGAUUUGAUGUUCACCAUUGACGAAGAGCUCUUUGGACAGACUCACCAACAUGAGCUGAAGCCCAACGGUGCCGAGAUUGUGGUCACCAAUGAAAACAAGAAGGAAUACAUUGACCUGGUGAUACAGUGGCGCUUUGCAAACCGAAUCCAGAAGCAGAUGACUGCCUUCAAGGAUGGAUUCUUUGAGUUGAUCCCUCAAGAUCUGAUCAAGAUCUUUGACGAGAAUGAGCUUGAGCUGCUCAUGUGUGGUCUGGGAGAUGUGGACGUGAACGACUGGAAAGCAAACACCAAGUACAAAAAUGGCUACAGCUCCAACCAUGUAGUUAUCCACUGGUUUUGGAAAGCAGUACUGCUGAUGGAUGCAGAAAAACGAAUUCGACUCUUACAGUUUGUGACUGGAACCUCCAGAGUCCCAAUGAACGGCUUUGCUGAACUCUAUGGAUCUAAUGGCCCACAGCUGUUCACCAUUGAGCUGUGGGGAACACGUGACAAACUGCCCCGAGCGCACACAUGCUUUAAUCGCCUGGACCUUCCACCUUACGAAUCCUUUGAGGAACUGAAGGAGAAACUUCACAUCGCCAUUGAGAACGCACAAGGCUUUGACGGCGUGGAUUAGUGAAUAAACGGAUGAUACUGUCACCCAAAGUGGAGCCAAGCCAUCCCUUGAUAACAUUGUGAAGUUAAACAUCACAGCAGCGGGUCCUAACCCAGCCAGCUGUGAGACACAUGAAGGACGGACACAUACAGUAGCCCUCACUUUGGUUGUCUCUUUGGGCACAUGUAGAGAAGGAACAACAGCAGCUGGAAGGACAAGUGUUUCAUCCCUACUAGUGUUCUAAAGUUUACAAAUCAUUCUCUUUUCAACAUUGAAUUCUUAGUUAAAGUCAUCUGUUGUUAAAUGACCACAUGACAAACAUUAACCUUGGGAUCAGAGUCGUAUUACGGUCUCAAAACUACCCCAACUACUGAUAUUGAGCUUACCAUUAUCUUUCCAAUCAGGUUAAAAUUCAUUUUUUCUGCAUACAUUGUACAUUUAAAUAAAUGAUUUUCCGAUUUGAUUUAUUUAUGCGGGUGCCCUCAGCAUGGGCCCUGCAUGAAACUGACUUUUAUCAAGCCGGACGGCCUCAUGGCUUUGUUUAUGAAAGUUUGUCCUUUCCACGUCACUUUUAGAGGUAACUGCGGACGGUCGCAUUAAAUAACAUAAACAACUUGGGUCCAGGUGACAUUUAUAACAUUAACAUUUGUGCUACGUUGUUCAAUUUAAAUGUAACCUGGCAGUGAAGCCUUUUUCUGCCGUCUGAAAUGGAUAACCUAAACAACCUGAAGUUGUGAUUCAAGUGAUUUUUAUUAAGUUUUAUACAUGCUUUUACAUGAUUCAUUCCAGUAUACUGUAUUAGACACUAAGAUAAGCGCCUUAAAAACCAAGACAAUGUGCCGGUUACAGUAUGUGCAAGUAGAGCUACGUAUAUGGAGUUUAGAAAUGUACCAAUGCCAGGACCAGUUCAAAGCUCAUCUAAUUCUAGUCCAUAUCUGUGUUUUGUGUGCAGAUGCAAAGAGGUGAUUAUGUGCGGUGUUUGAUGAUGUUACAAUACUAUGCAUCAUUUUAUACACGUCUCUGUUAUUACAUAGUGUACCCGCAAUGAAACUGAUGAAACCUUUUAUGAUGACUGUACAUGUCAUACAACGCUGCAUUUAUGAGCUGCAGUAGCUGUUCAUUCUCAAUCUUUGCAUGUUCAAGGCACAUAAGAGUUUUAUUAGCUGGACACCAGCUGACACAAACAUUUUCCGACCGCCUGACUGAAUCAUUCGUGUACGUCAUUCUACUCAUCGAGGGUUUAAUAGCACCACACAACUUUUAAAACUAUUUUCCUGCGUUGACUAAUCCUGUACGUUUCGUUCUGUAUCCGGACUCGUUUAUCAUAUCUUGGCAAGAGCAGGUUUUUAACAAUGUUUUCGUUUCUGAACGGCGAAAUGCGUUUACACCGCCUGCCGUGUUUACUAAAAGGUUUUUGACGAUGGAGACUGUUGUGGGCUGGUUCUCGUCGCUGACAACACGGCUUUAAACUUUGGCUUUUUGUAACGUGAAGCACUUUGUUCAUAUCAACAAGUCUUAUCUGAACUGUCUUUGCCAAUCUGUCACCUGCACACUUCUUAAAAUUGUUCUUUAAGAAAAUGAUCCUAUUGUUCAAGUGCACCUGUUAAGAAUGUUUACAUGUGGACAUUGCUAAAAGUAAGCACAUUCUCUUCUUUCACGUCUAUUUUGAUGUACUAUUGAUAUUGUGUUUAAUAAUGAAUAGAUCAACCCUUCAUAUCUGAAGAGUAAUAACUUUUUGUUACUUUAACACUUGUAAGUGCAUUAUAGCAAACUUGUAUUAUAAACGUUUAAAGAGUGGAAUGGCAUGUAGUUAAACAUCAACAUUUUGCUGAUAGCACAGCAAACUGAAUAGAAAUAUAUUUGACAAAUAAAGACACGUGAAAACUACA
Messenger RNA from Dunckerocampus dactyliophorus (ringed pipefish), 4755 nucleotides. RefSeq names its product NEDD4 E3 ubiquitin protein ligase a (gene nedd4a). Gene Ontology annotation, molecular function: protein binding; ubiquitin protein ligase activity; sodium channel inhibitor activity. The transcript is spliced from 29 exons. Gene Ontology annotation, biological process: receptor internalization; neuromuscular junction development; regulation of dendrite morphogenesis. The record is from RefSeq and is a predicted model, not a curated record. NCBI's taxonomy places the organism in Eukaryota, Metazoa, Chordata, Actinopteri, Syngnathiformes, Syngnathidae. Bases 182 to 2887 code for a protein of 901 amino acids.